Molecule: messenger RNA, 3680 nt
Organism: Esox lucius (northern pike)
Lineage: Eukaryota; Metazoa; Chordata; Actinopteri; Esociformes; Esocidae
Gene: mars1
Product: methionyl-tRNA synthetase 1
Exons: 23
Coding region: 156-3191 (1011 amino acids)
Biological process (GO): methionyl-tRNA aminoacylation
Cellular component (GO): cytosol; aminoacyl-tRNA synthetase multienzyme complex
Molecular function (GO): ATP binding; methionine-tRNA ligase activity
Source: RefSeq, a predicted model, not a curated record
GUGGUUGCAUCAGCGUGAGGAGCCAGAGUAACCGGCUGAGUUGCAUGCUUUUGUAUUUUUCUUGAAACUUCUUCACAUGUUCAGUCCUUUAUCGACCUUUGUAUAUACUUAUACAUAUAUAUUCAGCAUAUAAGUAAUUGAAUACAAUCAGCCACAUGAAACUGUUCGUGAGUGAAGGAAAUCCGCACUGUUUAAAGGUGUUAGCAGUGCUUAAACUUACUGGAGUCAAAUGUGACGUUCAGCAUGUCAACCACGAAGAGAAAGUGGUUCCCCACCUCAGCCGUCCAACCCUGCCCGCCUUACUCCUUCCCAGCGGCAUGCAUCUCUUCAGCGCCAACAGUAUCUGCAGGUAUCUGGGUGAGGUGAGCGGACAGCCAUCCAGUGAUCUUAAUAACCAGUGGCUUGAAUGGGAGGCCUCUGAACUUCAGCCCGCAGUGGCUCAGGCCCUCCACCUGGCAGUGCUGCAGGGGAAAGGAUCGGAAGCCUCUAGUGCUCUACAGGGACAACUCAGUUACCUGGAACAGAGUCUGUGCAAGAAAACUACGCCAUUCCUUACUGCUGAAAUCGUUUCUGUGGCAGACGUUGUUCUCUGGGCAGCUCUCUACCCCAUCUUGUCAGACCACGGUUUGGUGUUAGGUGACCAGGGAAAGGUGCAGAACUGGUUUGAGCGUGUUGGCAUGCUGGCGGCCUGUGAGUCUGCAGCCCAGGAGGUACUGCAAGGGAAGGGACUGAAGUCUGAGGCUCUGAAGGCCUACAUGCAGAAACAGCCUGCCCCGCCCCAUAGCCAGGCUCAGAAGAGAGACAACCAGCCCUGCAACAGCCCUGAGCAGGUUGCUGAUGGGGAUCGUGUGAUGUCAGAAGAAGAGAUCCUGUCUGCAACAGUCACCUGGGCUAAAGGAUUGGCAGACAGACCCAUGAUUUCAGAUAGACAACAUCCCAUUCUCCCUAAAGAGGGCAAGAGGAACAUCCUAGUGACCAGCGCCUUGCCAUAUGUAAAUAACGUCCCCCACCUGGGCAACAUCAUCGGCUGUGUUCUCAGCGCUGACGUCUACGCCAGGUAUGGUCGUCUGCGUGGCUGGAACGUGCUGUAUGUGUGUGGGACAGACGAGUAUGGCACGGCUACAGAGAACAAGGCCCGUGAGGAGGGCCUGACGCCACAGCAGAUAUGUGAUAAGUAUCACACCGUCCAUGCCUCCAUCUACCAGUGGUUCCAGGUCGACUUCGACUACUUUGGCCGCACCACCACGGAGAAACAAACCCAGAUAGCCCAGAACAUCUUCUGGCGUCUCCACGAGCGAGGCUUCCUGUUGGAAGACACGGUGGAACAGCUGCGCUGCGAGAUGUGCCAACGUUUCCUAGCCGACCGUUUCGUCGAGGGCACCUGUCCCUUCUGUGCCUACCCCGAGGCCCGAGGAGACCAGUGUGACAAGUGUGGCAAGCUCAUCAACGCUGUAGAGCUACAGGAGCCUAAAUGUAAGGUUUGCAAUCAGACUCCUGUGGUUCGCUCCUCAAAACACCUCUUCUUGGACUUGCCAAAGCUGGAGGCGCCGUUGGAGCAGUGGCUGGAGAAGUCAAUGGGGUCUGGAGACUGGACGGCCAACGCCAAACAGAUCACCCGUUCCUGGCUGAGGGACGGACUCAAACCCCGCUGCAUCACCCGAGAUCUCAAGUGGGGAACCCCUGUGCCUCACCCAGACUUCUCUGACAAGGUGUUCUAUGUGUGGUUUGAUGCUCCUAUUGGGUACCUGUCCAUCACUGCCAACUACACUGACCAAUGGGAGAAGUGGUGGAAGAACCCAGAGCAGGUGGAGCUGUAUAACUUCAUGGCCAAAGACAAUGUUCCCUUCCAUAGUGUUGUCUUCCCCUGUUCUCUGCUGGGAGCCCAAGACAACUACUCACUGGUCAACCACCUGGUGGCUACAGAGUACCUGAACUACGAGGACACCAAGUUCUCAAAGAGUCGUGGGGUAGGUGUGUUCGGAGACAUGGCCAAGGACACAGGCAUCCCUUCUGAUGUGUGGCGAUUCUACCUGCUCUACCUGCGUCCAGAGGGGCAGGAUUCAGCCUUCUCUUGGGCUGACAUGGCCAUCAAGAACAACUCUGAGCUGCUGAAUAACCUUGGCAACUUUAUCAACCGAGCUGGUAUGUUUGUCAGUAAGUUCUUUGAGAACUGUGUGCCUGCUAUGGACCUUCAGCCAGAGGACAAGAGGCUGUUGGCCCUGGUGGGAUGGGAGCUGAAGCAGUACAUCAGCCUCAUGGACAAAGUCAAGAUCCGGGACAGCCUAAAGUGUAUCCUCAACAUCUCUCGCCUUGGCAACCAAUACAUCCAGGUCAACGAACCCUGGAAGAAGAUAAAAGGGGGAGACACAGACAGGCAAAGAGCGGGCACAGUGACGGGAGUGUCGGUGAACAUAGCAUGCCUCCUUUCUGUCAUGCUCCUGCCAUACAUGCCAACCGUCUGCCAGACAAUCCGCGAACAGCUCAACGCCCCGCCCACCGUCACUGCCACCAUGCUGCAGGGCACUGGGAACUUCGUCUGCUGUCUGCCAGCUGGACAUCACAUUGGCGUGGUCAGCCCUUUGUUCCAGAAACUAGAGGCAGAUCAGAUUGAGGAUCUGAAGAAGAGGUUCGGAGGCCAACAGACUGAGGAAGAAGAAACCAUAUGGAAUAAGCCAAAAGCAUCCACCCAGGCGGAUGUCGUCACACAGCCCGCCACGACCUCAGCUGGUCAGACUGUGAAAAACGGAGCAGACCCUGAGAGGGCCAAGGAGCUAACACUCGCCGUGGCAGGCCAGGGCGAGAAGGUCCGAGCGCUGAAGGGGCAGAAGGCAGAGAAGGCUGUGAUAGCUGUGGAGGUGGACAAACUACUGGACCUGAAGAAGCAGUUAGCCCUGGCUGAGGGGAAGAACCAAGAACCUGACCAAACAAAGGGCACAAAGAACACACAGCACGCCCCAAGCCCAGCCACUACUGCUCAGGCUGUGAUAAACAAAGCAGAUCCUGAGAGAGCCAAAGAGCUAACGCUGGCUGUGGCUGAACAGGGCGAGAAGGUGCGGAUGCUGAAGGGUCAGAAGGCGGAGAAGGCUGCUAUAACCACGGAGGUGGACAAACUACUGGACCUGAAGAAACAGCUAGCCCUGGCUGAGGGCAAGAACCCUGAACCAACCCUUACCAAAGGCAAAAAGAAGUGAUCUGACCUGAGAAAGGGAAGGAAGUUAAGGGAACUACAUUGAAUAAUUACUGUAAUGAAGAAUGGGAUCAACAUUUACAUAAUGAAAGAAACAUGAAUAUCAAUGACUGGAUGGGAAGAGAUUAUGGUACACUGGUAUAAAAAAUAUUUACUCUAUAGUGACAGAUCAAUGGAUUUAUCAGUAGGGAUCAGAAAGCAAGAACAGCUACAGAAUAUUGUCUGAAUAUUUCUACUCAGACUAGCAAGUUCUAGUAGCCUGGUGGAAAGCAGAGUGAAUGCUGUGGCGUUCGCCAUUCUGCUUUACCACACCACGAAAAUGGUAAAGCAGCAAUUAGGGUGGUACUGCCCCAGGCUACUCCGAACAGGUCAGUUUUUGAUCAGUGUCAGGUUUGAAAUCAUGUGUAAUGAAAUAAUAUUGUUCUCAAAAUUUAAUGAUUUUUCAUAUUCCCUAUACCCAUUUAUUCAAAUAAAUACAAUUUGUUACAAGUAA